GUCUGGACCAAGAUUGCCGAGGCCAGGGCGCGAGGCUCCGACUUGCCACUGGAUCCCCGCAAGAUCUACUUGCUGGCACAUCCGGACAAAUGCCCCUUGCCCGAAGCGGCAGAUGCCACGGCCAUCCUAAACGCGCAGCGGCCUCCCGAGAUGACCGAGGCACGGCCGCGGCCCGCGGCGAAGGCCCCUGCCAAGUCGGCACCUGCGCCGGCACCGGCGCCAGAACCGGCUCCGGCCGCCGCGCCCGAGGUGGAGGAGGAUGCUCCCGUUGAGGAGGGAGAGGAGAAGCGCAUCGAUCCUGACGAUUCUCAGGAGCUGACCUUUGAAGAGCUUCAGGAGAAGUACAAGAGCCUGUGGAUGGCAGAGGACAUCCAG
Molecule: messenger RNA, 375 nt
Organism: Symbiodinium sp. CCMP2456
Lineage: Eukaryota; Dinophyceae; Suessiales; Symbiodiniaceae
Source: the annotation of a GenBank genome assembly